Messenger RNA from Kazachstania africana CBS 2517, 1851 nucleotides. RefSeq lists its product as uncharacterized. Bases 1 to 1851 code for a protein of 616 amino acids. Gene Ontology annotation, biological process: regulation of lipid storage. The record is from RefSeq and is a predicted model, not a curated record. NCBI's taxonomy places the organism in Eukaryota, Fungi, Ascomycota, Saccharomycetes, Saccharomycetales, Saccharomycetaceae. The transcript has a single exon. Gene Ontology annotation, cellular component: endoplasmic reticulum.
AUGAAUGACCAACUGCAGGGUACAAAUACUAAUGAAUACCAGCCACUAGAUCCUGGUAUUCCGCCAAAUAAUGAGGAAGUCGGCCCAUCACAGGAGACUGGCGAUGUAGAUACAAAUACUCAAGAUGAAAAUGCGCCUUUGUUGGGUAAACAAGACCGAAAUGUAACCAAGAAAUCACAUCGAACAUUUGGCAGCAAUGGUAAUGGUGCUACGGAUAAUGCUAGCCAUGAAGAUAGAGACUCCGAGUUUUAUGCCAAUGAGAAUGGGCGCUUUCAGUAUCAUCAAAAUUAUCGUUCAUUUUUGACUAAUUGGAAAUGCAUACUAAAUGUAGUCCUAUUUUUGAACACUUUAGUGUUGGUAUUGCUGUUUGUUUCUGAUUAUUUCAUCGAAAUUCUUCCUGCAGAUAGGAAUACUACUUUUACGAACUUUGUACUAGUAAUCAUUUCGUUGAUCGGUAAUGCUUUUAAUCUUUCUUUUACAGAUAUUGGGUUGUACUCAUCUUUUGAUUGGGAUUUGAAUUUAAUAUUAACAGGACUGCCUGUUCUAAAUUUACUUCUCUUGGCAACUACAAAAUAUACUCGUGAAAGAAUAGGAUUUGUAACGGUACUAGUUCAUGCUUGGACGGUAGCAACAUUUGGUUUAGGUUUACUUCAGCAACACAAGUUAGGAACCUAUAUUACAGAACUGACACCACCAACGACACAAAAUAAACACACUAUUGUAGAAUGGUUCAAAAUUGCAUUCCGUAAUUUGAUUAAGUUUGGAACUUUUAUUAUUUUGGUUUUAAUAGUCCUAACGACACUAUUGAAUGUAAUUGACAUUCAUAAUGCCUUAUCCUAUUCUCUAGGUACUUUUCAUUGGACAAGUUCAGAUCAUGAUAACAAGUUACACGUUCAAUGUUAUGGAGUGGGCAGUGCAAGCGGAGUGGAGGUUCAAGACAGAAACAAUACACCAAUCGUAUUAUUUGAGCAUGGUGGAGAAGAAAGUUCAUAUGUUUCCGGAAAAUGGGUAGAAGAUUUGUAUAACUUAGGCUACAUUGACAAAUACUGUACAUAUGACAGAAAUGGAUUUGGUUUGAGUGACUCAUUGAGCGCUCCUGUUUCAAUAAGAGGUAUGGCUGAGAAUUUGAGGUAUGCCCUGAUUGAAGAAUUGAAAUUAAAUGGACCUUUUUUGGUAGUUGGUUAUGAUUAUGGUGGUCUUGUCGGGAGAGUAUUUUGUGGUGAUAACAGAGAGCUUUGUUCCGGUCUUAUGCUAGUGGAAUCAUGGAAUGAAGAAUUAUUACUAAAGCAUUUUUUAAGAAGGUUACUUCCUGGUGGUGGGGAUGGCAAUGAUGAGGAUAACGGCAGUGAUAGUAUAUAUUACGAAAAUGACGAUGAUUACCGUGCGACGAGAGGUAAAAUGGAUCAUAGGAUUCCAGAAAGAGAAAUUGGCAAAAGAAAUGGGUUCAAAGUAUUUUGGCACGGAUUAUGGUCAUCAUUGGGAUUAAAUUUACAAUUUUCUUGGCUGGUAAGACGUCAUGGGUCGCUAGAAAGAAUAUUUGGAACGGAUUUAAAGCAUCAGGGAAAAUUUUUGAGGACGAAAUUAUUGGAAAGCAUAACGAGCUCAUUACUAACUUAUCAAGAAAUACUGGAGACAAAUUCCAAGCUAAAAAAUGUCAAAAUGAGUGUUGUAAGUUCAAAAGAGAUGAUUAAAAGAUCGUCAUUAUGGGGGAACUGGCAACGUAAAUUAGCUAAACUGUCAGCUAAUACAAAGGAAUGGAAGGUCGUAGAUGGGGAGCAUGAGUUUUUCAACAAUGGUGUUGGAAAAGAACAAGCACAGGAUGUUUUAUUGAGAUUGCUUCAAAGCGUCUGA